UUUUUAAAGAUUUAUUUAUUUAUUUAAUGUAUGUGAGUACACCAUAACUCUCUUCAAACACACCAGAAGAGGGCAUCAGAUCCCAAUACAGAUGGUUGUGAGCCACCAUGUGGUUGCUGGGAAUUGAACUCAGGACCUCUGGGAGAGCAGUCAGUGCUCUUAACCACUGAGCCAUGUCUCCAGCUUGGAAUACGUAGUUUUAUUGAAAGAAAAAUUGUUAAGUAUAAUAUUGGGGGUAAUUCCUGGUAAUAAUACAAACUUAAAACAAAUCUCAAAACAAACUUAAGCAGGACCAGAUGAAGCAGGUCUGCAAUCCCAGGUACAUGAGAGACCAACAUGACAAGUCAGAUGGAAGGACUGCAAAUUCAUGGCACACCUAGGCUGCGGUGAGCUCAGAACAGCCUGCACAUGCCGUUCUCUGGUAGAGCAAUUGCCCAGGAUGUACAGGGCUCCCCAAACUGCACAGAACCAACAAUACAACAAGAAAAAUACUUGAGAACUACAUUGCUAGGGGCAGGGAAGUCAUCAACAGUCUUACCCAGCAGUGAACCCUGCGAACCAGACUAAUGACUGACAUGGCACGAUAUGCCCCAAGGGUGUGAUAGUGGUACAGGCAGAUGGGAGUUACCAUCUGCAUUCUGAUUGGAUUUGAGGCCCGCUUCAUAGGAGAAAACUCAGGCCUGGUCCUGUAAAUCAGGUCCAGGGAUUGCAAAUAUUAUUAAGAGCCAGAGGACCAGGAUGCCUGCUGCAAGAUAAUGUCUCCCAGCCACGUCAGGGAAACCGCACCCCAGGAAACAUGGUUUCCUAAACAAGACCUGCAAAAUGAUAUCAACUGACAUGCCGACACAGAUGGAAGAAAUUUUUUAAGCUCCCUCCGACACGCCCUCCCCACCAAGAUUAAGAGCUACAGAUAAUCAAUGCCUGCUGAGAGAAUCAGUUUUCUCUAGGCGGAAGCUCUCUGAUAGCAUAUUCACUCCCAAGUGUUUAGCCCUGCACACUUACAUAUGAGCAAUCAGUAUCAGUAGGUUUUACAUAAACUUGCAGGGGCAGUUGUGAGCCGCCAUGUGGACAGUGGGAAUCAAACCCAGGUCCACUGCAAAAGCAGGAGGUGCUCUUAACCACCGAGCCAUCUCUGGAAUGAACUACAACCCAGAACUGGAAGGCUCACCUGUGAUCUAGAUCUUGAGACUGGGAGACACAAGUUUCUGUCCUGGAUCUUGGCCUGGAGCUCUUGAGGCACAGUGGCUAUGAAUCCCAGGAGACUAAGGCAAGGAGGUCUCUGAGUUCAAGGUUAGCCUGGGACAAAACAAGUCCCAGAUCCAGGCGUGGUGGUACACAUCUUUAAUCUGGGCCAUACUUUCUGCUCAGACCUACAUAAGGACAUUGGAAGAUCCACUCUUCUUCGUCUGCUUGCAUUUACUUGCCAGCACAUCUGUUGGAAUUUACUAGCCUUUGUGGGACUGGGCAGUUACUAGAUCCUUGGACUUCCAUUCACAGAUGACCACUGUUAGGGAGUUGGACUACAGACUGUAUGUCAUCACAACAAAUCACCGUACUAUAUAGAGACUAUACAUACGUUCUGUGACUCCAGAGAACCCUGACAAAUACAGUACUGAAGUAACAGAAUUAGAAAGCAGGCAUAUUUGGUUGCUGCAUUAAGCGACAGUUUCUAAUCGCGCCUUAGAUUAUCAGUAGCCCUAUUUGACCUCCACCUACCGGCCAUUCCUUUUUGGUUUUUUUUUUUUUUUUUUUUGCUUUGUUUUGUUUUGUUUUGUUUUGUUUUUUUUUGCUAGGGGGAAGGUGGGGGGUGUUUAUUUAGACAGGGACCCGGAACUCGCACUGUACACCAAGCUGGCCUCAAACUCAGAGAGAUCCGCCUGCCCCUGCCUCUGGAGUGCUGUGAUUAACAGUAUGUGACACUACCGCCCAUCAGUUCAUUAGUUCUUAACACUAGUUCCAAAUAAAGUUUCGCAUCCUCCUUAACAUCUGUAAUUGAUUAUGCUGGCUUGUUGUUGAGAAGGGUUGAAACAAAUGUAAAUCAUGCAACUAGUCUUCCACUGUGUGUGCCAUAUGUGCAUGCAGAAGUCACAUAGGUAGAAGAAACACUGAGCUAAUGGGAGGUCUCUUAUACUCCAGAGGUAUGUUAAUGAGGAUGAACUAUAGAAAGUAAAACUGGGCUUGGCCUGCCUGGGAAGUAAGAUUAAAACAAGAUGCCUGGCUAGAGGCAUAUGGUAAGGUUAUUCUCAUCCCGUGAAAACAGGAAGACUCAUGCCUUUACCAGCAAGACCGACAGACAGACAUGAAAUGAACUUUCAUAUUGGAGAGAUGGUUCAGUGUUUAAGAGCAUUCACUGAUCUUGCAGAGGAGUUGGGUCGAUACCAGAACCCCAGUGGUGGCUCAAAAACAUCAGUAACUGAGCUCCAACUGACAGCCCCUCUGACCCGUACUGGCACCAGGCGCGCGCGCGCGCGCACACACACACACACACACACACACUGCACACAGACAUACAAUACAGGCAGUACAACAUAAAAAGAUGGAUUUUCACACUAGAGAGAUGGCUCAGUGGUUAAGAGCACGGCACUGACUGCUCUUCCCGAGAACCUGGGUUAAAUCCCCAAUACCCAUGUCUAAUAAGCUCACAGCCAUCUUUAACUCUAGUUCCAGAGGAUCCAGCGCCCUCUCCUGGCUCCAUAGGCACAAGGAAUACACGUGGGACACAUAUAUGCAGGCAGAAUAAGCUCACACAUAACAUUUUCAAAAACUUUAAAGUCUUUUAAAAAAAUAAAAGGACUUUCUUUUGUAAGAUAGCUUGUGUGAACAAGCUGUCAGCGGUGCAGCCGAGCCCUCUAACACCAGGAGUGCGGGGCUAGGCUGUAGGACCCGGAGGGCUGCCCGGCCGCGUGCCUGAAGGACCCCAAAGGGCCCACGGGCUAUCUAGCUCAGUGCCUGGUGGCCAGGAGGAUUGGCGGGAGUACCAGGUCGCCUGUCUUCCCUGGAGACCCCUUGGCAGCCUGGCCCUGGAAUGGCUGGAUCAGGCUCAUGCACUGAUUGAUCCAGCUAAAUUCUGUGGAAAGCCAGGAAGGCCCACCUUCUCAAGUUCCAUGGCCUCGCAAAAGUGCCAUCGGCUGCCUUUAACACAUGAGCUUGGGUGGCGGUGUACUCAACAUCUUCAGUGGAGAUCCUUCUAGACAGCGUGAGUCCUGAUUGAUUUUCAUCUCUGGGAUGGUUGGUUCUCCAGGCUGUUCAUCAACAGAUUCUCAGCAACAAGUUCCUCAUUGUACGAAUGAGAGAAUUGCUGUGGAAGCCGGAGGACUGCCGGAGGUUUUACCGAGAGCAUGAAGGUCGUUUUUUCUAUCAGAGGCUGGUGGAGUUCAUGACAAGUGGGCCAAUCCGAGCCUACAUCCUUGCCCACAAAGAUGCCAUCCAACUUUGGAGGACACUGAUGGGACCCACCAGAGUGUUUCGAGCACGCCAUAUAGCCCCAGAUUCAAUUCGUGGGAGUUUGGGCCUCACUGACACCCGAAAUACCACCCAUGGCUCAGACUCUGUGGUUUCCGCCAGCAGAGAGAUCGCAGCCUUCUUCCCGGACUUCAGUGAACAGCGCUGGUACGAGGAGGAGGAGCCCCAGCUGCGCUGUGGUCCUGUGCACUACAGCCCAGAGGAAGGCAUCCACUGCGCAGCUGAAACAGGAGGCCCCAAACCAGCUUAGUAAAGUCCUGUCGGUCCCUGAGGACUAUGCAGUGUGCAGCCUUUCUCUUAGGGUCAGGAAGGCCGUCUGAAGACACUGUCUCUGAUGGACCCCACCACCUGCCGGAAGGUCUAGCAGACCACAGUUCUGCUACGGCAGCCCAGAUCUAUCUACCUCUUCUAUGAGUAUUCACGGAGGUCCAGGAAGGAGGUGAUGCCUCCUUCCUCGAGAAAGAGCCUGCCUGUUGACCAGUCAGGAAAACGCAGUGCCUGCCUGUGUAACCAGCAUCCACCUGGCUUCCUUAAUAAACUUCGUGCUACCAAA
Messenger RNA from Rattus norvegicus (Norway rat), 4015 nucleotides. RefSeq names its product NME/NM23 nucleoside diphosphate kinase 6 (gene Nme6). Gene Ontology annotation, molecular function: nucleoside diphosphate kinase activity. NCBI's taxonomy places the organism in Eukaryota, Metazoa, Chordata, Mammalia, Rodentia, Muridae. Gene Ontology annotation, biological process: GTP biosynthetic process; CTP biosynthetic process; UTP biosynthetic process. Gene Ontology annotation, cellular component: mitochondrial inner membrane; mitochondrial matrix; mitochondrion. The record is from RefSeq and is a predicted model, not a curated record.